CGCGCAGUGCGCGGGUCUGCGGGUCCGUGGAAGUGCGGAGCGUGGGGCCUGGCUCGGCCUCCCCGGCGCGCGAGUGAGUGCGGCGGAAGCCCUCCUGCUUCUCCUCGAGUUGGAGGAGUGCAGCAGGCGUGCGCCCCGGCGUCGGGACGUGAGCUUGUGCUCCCGGUUUCUUUUGAACGUCGCCCCCACGCACACACGCCGAUCCCCUGAGAGUUGGUCUUCGCGCCUCAGCGCGCCCCUCCUCACCCGGCCCCUCCCACUGACCCCCGUUCUCGCUGACUCGCUCGCUCGCGGCCGGCAGUCGGCUUCGUCCCUGGGGUCCCUGCCUGGGGGCGGAGAAGAUGGCUGGAGGACGUCUACUGUUGGGGGGCGACUUCCUGUCGCCGCCGCCGCUGCCCCCCCUGCCGCCGCCGCCGCUGCCGCCCCUCCCGCCGCCCCCGCCCGAGCCAGUGCUGGAGCAGUGGCGCUAUAGCCACGAAAGUGACUGGCAGUGGGCUCUGCGGCGCAGCUUCAUCUGUCGGCACCUGCACAGCUAUCCCGGGGCUGCCCUCGACCAGCUCCUCGCGCUCUCCGCUGCCUGGACCAACCACGUCUUCCUGGGCUGCAGGUACAGCCCACGCUUGAUGGAAAAAAUUCUCCAAAUGGCUGAAGGUAUUGAUAUUGGGGAGAUGCCUUCAUACGAUCUGUUGCUGUCCAAACCUUCCAAAGGUCAAAAACGCCACCUCUCAACAUGUGACGGUCAAAAUCCUCCUAAAAAGCAAGCCGGUUCCAAAUUCCAUGCGAGACCUCGUUUUGAGCCUGUACAUUUUGUAGCUAGUAGUUCAAAAGAUGAAAGACAGGAAGAUCCUUAUGGCCCUCAAACAAAAGAGGUAAAUGAACAAACACAUUUUGCUGGCAUGCCGAGAGACGUCUACCAAGAUUAUACUCAAGACUCUUUCAGUAUACAAGAUGGCAAUUCUCAGUAUUGUGAUUCAUCAGGAUUUAUUUUCACAAAAGACCAGCCUGUAACAGCCAACAUGUAUUUUGACAGUGGGAACCCUGCCCCAAGCAGCACAUCACAGCAGGCAAACUCUCAGUCAGCUCCUGAGCCUUCGCCAUCGCAGACAUUUCCUGAGUCAGUGGUAGCUGAGAAGCAGUAUUUCAUUGAAAAAUUAACAGCAACUAUUUGGAAGAACCUUUCUAAUCCAGAGAUGACUUCUGGAUCUGAUAAAAUCAAUUAUACAUAUAUGUUAACUCGUUGUAUUCAGGCAUGUAAGACAAAUCCUGAGUAUAUUUAUGCUCCUUUAAAAGAAAUCCCUCCUGCUGACAUCCCCAAAAAUAAAAAACUUCUAACAGAUGGUUAUGCUUGUGAAGUUAGAUGCCAAAAUAUCUACUUGACUACAGGUUAUGCUGGCAGCAAGAAUGGGUCCAGGGAUCGAGCUACUGAGCUAGCUGUAAAACUCUUGCAGAAACGUAUUGAAGUUAGAGUUGUCCGGCGGAAAUUCAAGCACACAUUUGGAGAGGACCUUGUGGUGUGUCAGAUUGGCAUGCCUUCAUAUGAAUUUCCUCCAGCUCUGAAACCACCAGAAAACAUGGUGGUGCUGGGUAAAGAUGCUUCUGGGCAGCCAAUUUUAAAUGCUUCUGCCAAACACUGGACCAAUUUUAUCAUUACAGAAAAUGCAAAUGAUGCAAUUGGUAUACUUAACAAUUCUGCUUCAUUCAACAAAAUGUCAGUUGAGUACAAAUAUGAGAUGAUGCCAAAUCGCACGUGGCGUUGUCGAGUGUUUUUGCAAGAUCACUGCUUGGCUGAAGGUUAUGGAACCAAGAAAACAAGUAAACAUGCAGCUGCUGAUGAGGCUUUGAAAAUUCUUCAAAAAACACAACCCACUUACCCAUCCGUCAAAAGUUCACAGUGCCAUACAGGUUCUUCACCCAGAGGAUCUGGAAAGAAGAAAGAUAUAAAGGAUCUUGUAGUUUAUGAGAAUUCUUCCAAUCCUGUGUGCACACUGAAUGACACAGCUCAGUUUAACCGAAUGACAGUCGAAUACGUCUAUGAAAGGAUGACAGGCCUUCGCUGGAAAUGCAAGGUGAUUCUAGAGAGUGAAGUAAUUGCAGAAGCAGUUGGGGUAAAGAAAACUGUCAAAUACGAAGCUGCUGGGGAAGCUGUGAAAACCCUCAAAAAGACCCAACCGACUGUCAUUAACAACUUGAAGAAAGGAGCUAUUGAAGAUGUGAUCUCAAGAAAUGAAAUUCAGGGCCGCUCAGCAGAGGAAGCUUACAAACAACAAAUCAAAGAAGAUAACAUAGGGAAUCAGCUGCUGAGAAAGAUGGGGUGGACGGGUGGUGGUUUAGGUAAAUCUGGAGAGGGUAUACGGGAGCCUAUCUCGGUCAAAGAGCAGCAUAAGCGGGAAGGGCUUGGUCUUGAUGUUGAGAGGGUGAAUAAAAUUGCCAAGAGAGAUAUUGAACAGAUCAUCAGAAACUAUGCCCGCUCUGAGAGCCACACAGAUUUGACUUUCUCUAGAGAGCUGACUAAUGACGAACGGAAGCAAAUACACCAGAUUGCCCAGAAGUAUGGUCUUAAGAGUAAGUCUCAUGGGGUGGGCCAUGAUAGGUACCUGGUGGUAGGCAGAAAAAGACGGAAGGAAGACCUACUAGAUCAGCUCAAACAGGAAGGCCAAGUGGGGCAUUAUGAGCUUGUUAUGCCUCAAGCAAAUUGAGAUCUUACUAAUUUAUUUUGUAAAUGCCUAAUGAGGCAGAUUAAAUAAAUAAAUGAAUUAAAUAAA
Messenger RNA from Cynocephalus volans (Philippine flying lemur), 2762 nucleotides. RefSeq names its product NFKB repressing factor (gene NKRF). The record is from RefSeq and is a predicted model, not a curated record. Gene Ontology annotation, cellular component: nucleolus; nucleoplasm. Gene Ontology annotation, molecular function: RNA polymerase II cis-regulatory region sequence-specific DNA binding. Gene Ontology annotation, biological process: negative regulation of DNA-templated transcription. The transcript has 3 exons. Lineage: Eukaryota; Metazoa; Chordata; Mammalia; Dermoptera; Cynocephalidae. Bases 342 to 2696 code for a protein of 784 amino acids.